Molecule: messenger RNA, 2478 nt
Organism: Trichomonas vaginalis G3
Lineage: Eukaryota; Parabasalia; Trichomonadida; Trichomonadidae
Product: armadillo (ARM) repeat-containing protein family
Exons: 1
Coding region: 1-2478 (825 amino acids)
Source: RefSeq, a predicted model, not a curated record
AUGACGCAAUUGCUUUUAGAGGCAAUUUGGUCAUUGACAGACAAAGAUCGUGUCGAGGAGGCCGACAAAUACAUAAAAGAGCUCAUUGAUACUGAUAAAAUUGGCUAUAUUGCAAACCUUGUUGAGAUUUUAAAUUCAGAUGAUCAAAAUGCUUCAGUCAAACGAAAUACAUUACUUUUAUUAUACAAAAUGUAUCCAGAAGAUAUUGCCCAGCAAAAUGGGGAAUUUGAUGAAUCAGAUAUGAUUCCACAAGAAAUUACAUCGAAAAUUAUUGAAAUAACAUUUGCAUUACUUGGAAAUCCAGAUGAAAGCUUAAGAAACAAUGCAAUUCAUCUCUAUGCUCGCGCUGUUUCAUACUAUAUUAAUUUACACGACAUUGAACCAUUUCAUGCAUUAAUACAAACACUAAUGGAACUUCCAGAUGCUAAUUUAGCGACAACAUAUACAUCUGCUCUUUGUGAAAUUUUAAUUUCAUAUUAUCCCGAAGAAGCAGAGACUCAUCAUCUCUUUAGACUUGUUUUCGUCAUGUUCAACACACAAGAUAUACAAAUGCACUUCAAUGCGAUCAAAAUUGUGAAUUCCAUGGUCGAGAAUAUUUCAGAUUUCUUUGAACCCGCCGAUGAAGAUGCCGCAGAAGAGAACCAACAGAUAGUCAUAGGCAUAGCAUCCGCGUUACUUCAAUACAGCCAACCAGGCGACCUACAAUGUGAAGCCUUCAAGUGUUGGGACAAAAUUGGAAAACAAGCUCCAAUAAUUUUGGCCGAAAACGAACCAAUUCUCAUCGAACACGCGUUGGGAGCAAUGGAGAACAGUGAAGAUAGAAACCUUCUCUUUGCUGCAUGUGCGUUAAUCAAGAGAAUUGCUAAGAUAGAGAUAGAAGAUGAGACAGAACAAUUAAACGGAAUUGAACAAAAUAUACAAAAUGUUUUGACAAUGUUAAUGGAUGUUUGCAGCAGUGUUGACGAUCCAUCUUGCGAAACAAAUGAAACAUGGGAACCGUACAUUGCUGCAUACGAAGCUAUGAAGACUGUUUGCAAGUUAACAGCUGAUACAAUCGCUGAAGGAAUGUCAGAAAAUUUCUCUGAAAUUUUGAAUUCAAAUUCAAUCACUUUUUCAGAGCGCGAUUGCUGGUUGAGAUUACUUGAAUGUGUCAUUGUUAACACUACAAACAAAGAGUAUGUCAAGCAGUAUUUCCAGCCACUUAUCAGUUUGGCAAGUGAUGAAAGCCCAUGCAUAAGAUUUAGAGCAUUAAAAUGCAUCAGAAAAGGUUUGGAGUUUAUCUCAGAAAUCAACAGAAACGAUGAAUAUCUAAUAGAGCUUUCCAAAGAAGUAGAGAACCUCGCAAACAUACUUGACGAUGAUGGCCAUAUCGCUUCAGAAGUUUGUUUCAUUUUGUCAUUAUUUACAAAAGUGACAAAUUAUGAAAGAACAUCAGAUAUUCUUCAGUUGUUAACAGAGAAAGCUGUUUCCGUACACCAGCAUUUCGCCAAAGAACCGUUUGAUGCAAUAGAAAGAAUCGUGACUGAAGCUGAUGAAGCGCAAGUUUUGAAUUUCUUCCCAAAUAUUUGUGGUUACUUAGAAAGCGCUUUGAAUCAAGAAAAUUUCGGAUGGUUAGUUCAUGAUUUAGGAGAAUUGGUACAGGCAUACGCAUUCAGAUUCAAAGAACAGAUCAGUCCUGUUGUUGAUCAUCUUUGUAAUUUGUUUUUGCAAGUUUGUAACUCUAAUUCUGAAUAUUUACCUGAAGUUUUGUUGCCUUUCACAAGUUUAUGUGCUGCAAAUCAUGAAAUAUUCGGAAAAUAUCUUCCAAACGCUUUGGAAAUAUUCGAGAAUAUUGUUAAGGAAAGUUCAUUCUAUCAAGCACAAUCGAGUGAACACUCUGCUUUCUAUUGUGUUGUAACAGGUUUCUCUAUCAUUUUGUUGGAGAAUUAUCCAAUAGAAAACAUCCAAAAUUGGCUUGAGAUAUUGGCAACAUCUUUAUCUGUUGAAAACAAUUUAGUUGAGAAUAUGUGUGCUGCUGUAUUAUGCAUUGAUUCCAUUGCAAUCAAAUACAGUGAAAUGUACUCUAAUUUCGCUAAAACUGUUUUGGGAUACAUCAGAACUUAUUGCCAAGAAUUAAGCCUCAAAUAUGGAAGUGAUGGAAAUGACAGUGAAGGACAGAAUUUGGCUAAAUGUAUUUCACAGAUUUUGUUGACAACUUAUAAGAUAAUUGGACCAGAAAACAUCGACCAAGAGAACUUGGAAAUGACUGGUGAAUUGUUCUUGUACUUUUGCGAACAAGAAUCAAUUACUAGUGAUUUCAUGUACAAUGUUCUCUCUUUGAUGGAGUUUAUCGGACAGAAUUUCCAUGAUUUCAUGGCUGAAUUGAUUAGUAAUAACCCUGAUUUGCAGGUGAAACUUGAAAACGCAAAAGAAUAUUAUGAUAACUGCGAAAAGUUAGUGGCAAGUAUUUCUACAAUGUUUGCUGAUUUAUUUGAAUAA